Messenger RNA from Brassica rapa (field mustard), 2798 nucleotides. RefSeq names its product BTB/POZ domain-containing protein At3g44820. Gene Ontology annotation, molecular function: protein binding. Lineage: Eukaryota; Viridiplantae; Streptophyta; Magnoliopsida; Brassicales; Brassicaceae. The record is from RefSeq and is a predicted model, not a curated record.
CUUCUUGACGUCUCUCUCUCUAUGUGACUUUUGAUUUGAAUACCAAUUAUUUCUUUGAUGGAGUUUUAGUGGUGAUCAUUUUCUCUUCAGUUUAUUAUUAUAAUUCUCCGUUGAGAAACUUCUGGGGUUUUUUUUUUUUAUAAUUUUCUUUUGAAUUUCUAUGUGAGAUGUGAAAUUUGUCAAUUUUGAUCAUAUUUCUGAGCUGGAAGUUGGGUCAUCUCUCUCAGAGGCAUGUCACCUGCAGCCAAAGUCUCUGAGUUUCACAGAGAAGGAAAUGAUUGCUCGGAGACCUUAAAGUUUGCAGCUUUUUUCUCAAUUCUCAUUUUAAAGAUGUUCAGUGAGACAAGGAUUCAGAAAUCAUUUGGCUUUUUGAUGUUUUUUUUUUGUUUCGGAUACUGACCUGGAAAAUUGAAUAGAUCUUACAAAAAGAUCUUCUCCAGAUGGAAUUGUUUUGUUACAAAGAGCUGAAUUUUAAAUUCUUGCAGGUUUUGCAGAACAGGUCUUACAAGUGACAUAACUGUUGUUGUUGAUGAUGUGAAGUUCCAUCUUCAUAAGUUUCCUCUAGUGUCAAAAUGUGGAAAGCUAGCACGGAUGUAUGAAGAUGAUAAGAAAUCUCUGUGGACAACAGUUCUCGAAGAUUUCCCAGGUGGGUCAGAAACUUUCCUGACGGCUGCAAGAUUCUGUUACGGGGCUCGGGUAGAUUUGACCUCGAAGAACAUAGUUUCCACACACUGCGCAGCCGAGUACCUCGACAUGACAAGUGAGUACGGGGAAGAUAACUUGAUAUCCCAAGUGGAAGCAUUUUUGCACAAGCACGUGCUUCGCAAUUGGAAAGACUGUAUCCUGGCCUUACAAAGCUCCAGCCAUGUGUUGAAAUCUGCUGAAAAGCUUCAGACAAUACCCAAACUCAUGAACGCUGUUUCAACGAUGGUGUGUACUGACCCUAGUCUGUUCGGAUGGCCUAUGAUGAUGUAUGGUACGUUGCAGAGUCCUGGUGGAAGCAUUCUAUGGAACGGAAUAAACACGGGAGCGCGAAUGAGAAGCGCUGGUUCGGAUUGGUGGUACGAAGAUGUCUCUUAUCUAAGUGUAGAUUUGUUCAGAAGGCUCAUCAAGGCGAUGGAAACCAAAGGUAUACGCGCGGAAAGCUUAGUGGGUGCUAUGGUGUAUUAUGCGAGAAAGUACUUGCCUGGUUUGGGACGGUGGCAGAGCAGAAGAACAAGUGGCAGCAGCAACAACAACAAAAGCAGAACAAGUGUUGUGAGUUUUAGUUUGGCAGCAGCUUCUUCGUCUAUGUCUCCUGUUGAUCAGAUUGCUUUGCUUGAAACCAUUCUGAGUCUUCUCCCUGAAAAGAGAGGAAGAUCAUUCUGCAAGUUCUUGCUAUGUCUUCUCCGUGUUGCUUUCAUUUUGGGAGUUGAUGGGAGCUGCGUGAAGCAGUUAGAGAGAAGGAUAGGGAUGCAGUUGGAGCUCGCAACGCUCGAGAAUCUUCUGAUACUUAACUAUUCCGAUUCAGAGACUUUGUACAAUGUAGAUUGUGUAGAACGAAUGAUCCGCCACUUUGUAUCAUCAUCGUCAUCCUCAGAGCUAUCUGACUUCUCGCCUCCGUCUUUGGAUCCAGGGAUGUCUCCUUCCUCUUUGAGGAAAGUGGCUAAGCUGGUCGAUAGCUACAUGGCAGAGGUUGCUUCUGAUGUGAAUCUGAAACCUGAUAAGAUGCGGUCUCUUGCGGCAGCUCUUCCAGAAGGUUCAAGACCCUUGUACGAUGGUCUAUACAGAGCCUUUGAUAUCUAUUUCAAGGAGCAUCCAUGGCUGUCAGAUAAAGACAAGGAACAACUCUGCAACAUGAUGGACUACCAAAGACUCUCAAUAGACGCUUGCGCUCAUGCUUCCCAUAACGACAGGUUACCCCUCAGAGUUGUUCUUCAAGUCCUAUUCUUCGAACAAAUGCAUCUCAGAACCGCACUUGCAGGGGGUACCAACACCGGAACAGCUCAUGCAAUGACCGUUCCAGGACAAGAGAUAGUUGAGAGGGAUGGGUGGGUGACGGUUGUGCGUCAAAACCAGGUUUUAAAAGUUGAUAUGCAGAAAAUGAGGUCAAGGGUUGGAGAACUGGAAGAGGAGUUUCAGAAUAUGAAGCGGGAAAUGAAGAAGAGAGUGAGCAAGCCCUCUAGCUCAGUGAGCUCGCCUCGCCUGGUCAAGAUGGGCUGCAAGUUUCUUCUUCCACGAGCCUCUGAUGCCAAGAAUAAUGAUACAGCCCAUGGAUCUGUGUCCAGCACUCCAAGAUCUGCUGCUGCUGCUGCUGAACACGCACUGCCUCGCUCUUCCCGCCAUUCCAAACACCGUAAAAGCUUCUCAUUCUUCGGAUAAAUCUCUCUCCGAAGCUUGUCUUCUCUGUUUACUCGGGAAGGGGUUGCAUUGUUUCAAGAGGAGCAGAAGCUGUUCAUUUGGAACUGGAUCUCUUUUUGUUCAGCAAAGCGUUCUGUUUCUCUAUUACUCUUCGGUUAGGAGUAUCUGCCGCGGUUUUUUCUAAAGGUAAAAGUUUUGAAGACUCUUACCAUCAAAGGUUUCGGACAAGUCAUGCCUUUGUGAUCUUGGUGGUGUUUGGGAAAAUGGGUAUACUGUAAAAGUAAAUAACUAGAGUUAGGAUCUAUAGAGAAAAGAGGGUAUAAUUCUUGUCUCAUUUGAUAUGAUUCUGUGGAAUCUUUGUAGAUGUGUUAUUGUGUCUACCUGUUUGUAACGCUUUCUUAGUCAUCUUAUCAUCUGCAAGCAUGUUGCUGUUCUGUCAAUAAAUAUAGAUUCUUUUA